AAGAAAUGUGAUUCUGGCUAAGAUAUUUAUUAUUCUGUAGUUUUGUUUUAUUGCAUUAACACUUUUAUUCUUUUAAAGGAAAGAAUGAAGGGAUGCUGAAUAGGACAGCAAGAUGAGUGGGAGCAAAUCAUUUACAUUUAAUGUUAGCUCCAAGGUAGCUGUUGCUACUGCCUUGGGUGCAGGUGUUGUGGUAGGGGCAGGGUUGGCCUAUGUCAUAAAUCGGGUCAAUGAACACACUCACCUCACCCAACAAAUAUCCAGCCUGCACGAAACCAUCUUACAAGUCAGAAGGGAUCUGGCGUCUUUAGAAACUGAAGUAUCAGCAACUCGGGUAUCCCCAUUCCGCAAGAAGACAGUUAGUUUCAGUAGCACGACAUCCGGCAGCUACAAGACUGCACGCGAAUAUGACAGUGACAAUCGGGCCACUGAUACCGACUACUUUUCUCCAGACGAAGAUGACGAUGAGUUCUUUGAUCUCUCACCUGAAGAUGGUUCAGUGCUGAUUUCAUAUGGAGACUCCUCCUAUGCACCACCUUCCGAUAUCGAACGAAUAUCUCCAGUGUCUCUGGAUGAUGAAGAUUUCCAGCUUUUCUUGCAUAAGAUUGAUCAACUCCUAGAUGGGGGGAGUGAAGAUCAGUCAGAAGCAUACACUAUGCUGAAGAAUAAAGAGCAUGAGAAUUCAAGAAAUGCUGAAUUUCUGUGGCGGUUAGCAAAGGCAACAAGAAAUAUGGCAGUUAUUCAAGAAAAGCUUGGUGUUGCAGAAGAAAAGGAACAAUUAAUUAAUGAAGCUUUUGAAUAUGCAGCAUGUGCACUACAGUUGUGUCAAGAUAGUGCCGAUGUCCACAAGUGGUAUGCUAUCUUGGCUGGUGCAAGAGGGGAGUACAUGGGGAUGAAGGAUCGCAUCGAGAGUGGAAAUGUGUUUAAAGAACACAUUGACAAAGCUUUGCAGAUCAACCCUAAGGACUCGACUUUGCAUCAUCUGUUGGGUCGUUUCUGUUUCGAGGUAUCUCAGCUCACCUGGCUAGAGAGAAAGGUGGCAAAAACCAUUUUUGGCAAUGUCCCUUCCUCCACAUUUAGUGAGGCCUUGCAUCAUUUCAUGGCAGCAGAGGAACUGAGACCAACGGGUUGGAAGGAAAACCGCCUCUUUAUAGCAAAGUGCAACAUACAGUUAGGGAAUUUUUCUGUGGCUUCUACUUGGCUCAAGCAAGCAGCAGACUCUCCUUUUAUUACACCAGAUGAUGAAAUUGUACAGAAAGAAGUGUUGGAACUACAAGGAAAAUGCUCCUCAUACCCUGAGUUUUAAGUUCACUAGAACAAGUCUGCCAAUAGACAAAACUAGAGUUUAAACUUCAUAGGUGCAAAGACUGUAUGAAAUGGAUUCUGCAUCAUAUUACACUAUUUGACUAUAAACACAUUUAGAUGGUAAGUAUAUCAGGAAUUUAAAUUCUCACCACAUUCUGGUUGGCAGAAUCUUCAGUCUUGAGGUUCUUGUAUAGUUUUAGAAAAGGGUGAAUGCAAGACUUUUAUUAGGUUGAUUAAGGGAGAGAAUAAGUUUCCUGUUUGAAAUGUCCAUUAUUUUAGUACAAGAAUCUGAAAAUAACAAAAACAAGUCCAGGUUGACAUUUGAGAUGUAAAGACAAUAUAGAACCAAAAAUUGUUUCAAACUGUAAUGAUGUUAGCCACAGGCUAGUACAUCCUUUAUCAGGUGUAUGUACAUGCUUUUAAGGUAAUAGUUUUGUAAGUUGAGUUUCAACCAUAGUGUCUGUGAUGUUAUUAUAUAGGAUAUUCUUUCUGUUUUAGAUACAAAAUGUAACAAAAAAAGAUCUUUAAUAAUAAUUAAUAUAUGAAUAGGUGUAUUCUGUAAGCAUAUGAUUCUGUCAGUCCAUAGGGGUAUGUUUGUUGUUAUUUUUCCUUCCUUGUUAAAUGUGUGAAGUGGGUGAAUGAUUGUGUGAGUGAGAUGGGGAGUUACUGACACAUUUAGAAUUUACUUAGCUUGACAUACUGACUAAUAGACUGAUAGACAUAGAGAGCAAAAGAACAAAAAAAAAAGAAAGAGAUUAAACAUGUAAAUUAUGUUGUUUUUUAGCAAAAACCUCAUAAUUGUAUAUGACACUGCUGUUUAUUGGCUUAUUUACUUGUGAAUUUAGGUCAGAAUAAGUUUUACUUAAGCAAGUUUUAAGUAGUCUCUUGCUGUCUACUAACAGUCUACAUGCUUGUAUAUCAAUAAAAGUACCUUGUAUAAGUGAUAUACACAUACAUUAAAGAUUUUAUCCCAUCAUAUUGAUUCUCUUACAGAGUGAAUAUUUAUGUGUAUUUAUUUA
Penaeus monodon (black tiger shrimp) is the source of this 2321-nucleotide messenger RNA. Its product is annotated as regulator of microtubule dynamics protein 1-like. Bases 113 to 1303 code for a protein of 396 amino acids. The record is from RefSeq and is a predicted model, not a curated record. Lineage: Eukaryota; Metazoa; Arthropoda; Malacostraca; Decapoda; Penaeidae. Gene Ontology annotation, molecular function: microtubule binding. The transcript is spliced from 8 exons. Gene Ontology annotation, cellular component: spindle microtubule; mitotic spindle pole; cytoplasm.